Messenger RNA from Wyeomyia smithii (pitcher-plant mosquito), 1713 nucleotides. Its product is annotated as cytochrome P450 4V2-like. The record is from RefSeq and is a predicted model, not a curated record. Lineage: Eukaryota; Metazoa; Arthropoda; Insecta; Diptera; Culicidae. Bases 34 to 1533 code for a protein of 499 amino acids. The transcript is spliced from 5 exons. Gene Ontology annotation, molecular function: iron ion binding; heme binding; oxidoreductase activity, acting on paired donors, with incorporation or reduction of molecular oxygen.
CAGUUCAGUGCUUUUUUCAACUGUAACUCCAAAAUGUUUUUUCUGUUACUAUUAUCGAUACUCGGCAUCCUGCUGGCGUAUCAGUACUUCAAGAUCCUUAGCGGUUAUCGUUUUGCCGAUCAAAUACCCACCGUCCGACCGGUUUACCCGAUCCUCGGCCAUUUGGUCGCGUUUUCGGGCAAAUCUUCCGAACAAGCCUUUUGGCUAACGGUGAGAUACUUCCAGCAGGUGGAUCGCCUCGGAAAAAUCGUGUUGGGUCCGAAACCGUUCGUGUUGGUCAACCAGCCGGAUCUACUGCAGCAGGUGCUCACCCGAAGCGACCUGCACGAUAAGCCCUUCUUCUACGAUUUUUUGACCCUCGGUGGUGGGUUGAUCACGGAACGAUCCGGGGAAAAAUGGCACCACGUGCGGAAGCUGCUGAAUCCCACUUUCAACACUCGAAUGCUGACCAACUUCCUACCUAUCAUGGAUUACCGUGCCAGUAGGAUGGUAGCAAAAUUAGGCCCUCUAGCGGAUGGACAGACGGAGGUGGACAUCAUGAAAUUCAUCGGUGAGUGUACGCUGGAGAUGGUGUUCAGCACGACUAUGGGACGCAAUGCACACGAACUGCCCGGCCAACGAGAGUAUAUACGAAACUUAGAAGUUAUUCAAAAUUGUGUUGGAGAAAGAAUUCUAAAUGCAAACCAAUACUUGGGAGUGUUUUAUCGAAUGAGCAUUGCUUACAAAAUAGAACAAAUUUCUAGAGAUAUUUGCAAUAAAUUUACAGAUAAGAUUAUCAGCGAAAGACGCAAAGAGCUUGAAGAGGAAUCAGAAAUCGCAACUGACGAAGAUGAAUUCAAAGCGAAAUCACUGAACUUCCUAGAUGAGGUAUUAAUGAUACAAAAACGAGAAAAUCUCGCAUUUACAGAUCAGGAUAUAUCCGAUCAACUGUACACUAUGAUGACCGCUGCACACGACACAUCAGCUCUGACCGUAGCUAAUACGUGUCUAUUCCUCGCAAUGAACCCGGAGAUACAGUCGAAAGUCCUAGCCGAAAUGAACGAUGUAUUCCACUCACCAUCGGUGGAAAUCAACUGCGACACGCUCAAGCAGCUUGAGUAUACAGAAAUGGUCAUCAAAGAAGUUCUACGACUGUGCCCAGUUGCUCCACUUGUUGCCCGAGAAACCUCGGAAGAAAUCAUACUCGAUGGCAUUCGCAUUCCGAAGGGACAAAUUUUGGCAAUAAACUUCUACACCCUGCAUCGUCGCAAGGACUUCUGGGGUGCCGAUCCAGAACGCUUCGACCCGGAACGUUUCCGUCCGGAGGAGUGCGAGAAACGCCAUCCGUACGCUUAUCUGCCGUUCAGCGGAGGCCUACGGAAUUGCAUCGGUAGUCGAUAUGCAGCGAAUUCGAUGCGAAUAAUGUUGCUGAGAAUUCUACAACAAUUUGAGUUGCGCACCGAUCUGAAGCAGUCCGAUUUGAGGUUCAAGUUUGAGGUAACAUUGAAAUUGACUGGACCGCACCGGGUGUGUUUAAUGGAGAGAAAUAAAUGACUGAUGACAAGUUUUGAACCAGAAAGACUCCAACCGUUUAGUUCGUAAUAAAUAUAUCUUACUCUACGGAUCUUUCAGUACGAGAAUACCUCACCUAAUUAGUGAGUAGCUUUGAUUUUAUAGCACAGAAUAGAUCACUCAGUCUAUAAUAGGUACAAAUAAAACUAAAAUUGAAACAAA